Schistosoma intercalatum is the source of this 906-nucleotide messenger RNA. The record is from the annotation of a GenBank genome assembly. Lineage: Eukaryota; Metazoa; Platyhelminthes; Trematoda; Strigeidida; Schistosomatidae.
AUGAAUUUUUUAACAUACAUAUUUGUCUACUUGUUUCAGGUGAUAUAUUCAAUUUUCCGUCCUAUGAUAAAGUAUAUUUCUCGAUUAGUAACAGGGAGGUGUGAACUAAGUCGCAUAAUUGCUGAUUGUCCGAAAGGAGCACCCAGAACUGUCAGAAUAGAAAACUCGCUGAGGAAUUCAAAAAAUAAAUCUAUUCAAAAUGGAUUGCUUUUGGAAAAAUGUACAGAUGCUAAGUCACAUGUGCAGUUUGUCAUUAGUGCUAAGCGUAUCGAUCUAAAAGAUCAACCAAAUUUUCCUACCGAUUAUUUGUACUGCAUCAGUCAAAUCAACUCUUAUCGGGAACUAAUAAAUACAUUGGAUGCCUUGAAGUGUACUGCGUUUAAUUCAGAUGAUCACUAUCACUCCGAAUUACUUUCAAGGUUAUGGAUUUGUCUUGAUUCUCAAAACGAAUUGUCAUCCCAUAAUGGAGAAAAGUGGACUCUUCUUGGAUUUCAGACGGAGAACCCCGAGACGGAUUUUCGCGGAAUGGGUAUACUGUCUCUUGAAAAUCUUGUGUACUUCGCAGAAUCACACACAAAAUUAGCGCAAAGUAUGUUAUCGGCAUCACAUCAUCCUAACAAAUGGUAUCCAUUUGCUGUAACUGGUAUCCACUUGACGAAGUUGUCGUACAACUUAGUGCUGAAGGGUUAUCUAAAAUAUCAAUUCUAUAAUAUGUCUUCAUCAGCCAGCAUACAAGACUUCAACGAGUUUUACUGCUAUACAUUUUAUUCUUUCCACAAAUUCUGGACGAAACGCCCUCGUGAUAUAAUGCAAUUCAACAAACAUUGUGACGAUUUCGCGAAUAAAUUGAAAUGUCUUUUAUUGGAUGUAAACUGUAGAUUAUGUUUACCGGUAGAUAAAAUUUAA